AUGUGCGCUGUAUUGAUUGUUCUAGCCGGGCUUAUUGCUUUGAUCACUGCCCAUCCAGCAGAGCAUACACUCCUGCCACGCAAGAGCGACUUUGGCUGUGGCUCUGAACCAACAAAAGAAUUUAUUGCAACAGCCCAGGCGAUGGCUGCUCAGGAGGAAAAUGGUGAGCUCUUUAUGACCACAGCAACUCUGGAGAUUGCAACCUAUUUCCAUUUGGUAACCGCCAAGGCCAAUGAAGUCUCAGAUACGCAACUUCAGCAGCAAAUCGUAGUCAUGAACGAAAACUAUGCCCCGUAUGGCAUUUCCUUCAACGUAAUUGGGAUUGACAAGACUAUCAACUCCAGGUGGGCAUACGACCAAGCUGAAUUAGAGAUGAAGGGGGCGCUUAGGAAGGGCAACUACAAGACUCUGAACGUCUACUUUCAGACAUCUCUAGGAGGUAACCUCGGCUACUGUUAUUUCCCCACAUCGGGUGCAACCCCAGGUUCUACCAUCCUCAUUCGUGACGGGUGUGCGAUCCUCGCCCAGUCAGUUCCUGGCGGCUCGUCCACCAAUUUCAACCUGGGCAAAACGGUAACCCAUGAGGUCGGCCACUGGUUUGGUCUCUUCCACACUUUCCAGGGCGGUUGCGAUGGCGGUGAUUCGGUGGCGGAUACUCCAGCACAAGCCUCUCCAUCGUCAGGUUGUCCGAUUGGCCGUGACUCCUGCUCUGCUACAGGUCUCGAUCCAGUCCAUAACUAUAUGGACUAUUCUGACGAUUCUUGCUACGAAGAGUUCACCGAAGGCCAGAAGACACGCAUGUAUAACAUGUUUCACAAGUACCGUGCCCAAGCCGGAGAUGAAAGCAGUAUCGUGGUUAUCUAGAAGUCCGAACUGUAUUUAGCGCUGGCCGUGAUGGUUGCGACUGUUUGAUAGCGUUCGAUAAUAAGAUGUUGUGCCUGGCAUUUUCCUUUUGGCCUAUGUGCACCGUGAAACUGUCCUUUCUACUCUAGCGAGCUUGCGAAAGUUCGGUCACACGACAACAUCAAUACGUGUGACAAGGACGUGAAUAUAAUAUUGUCAUGUGCGACAUGUAUGCAAAUCCUGGCAGCCUAGCCACAAACAGAAUAGAGAUCUCACUCAUAGACUAUUUGCUCAUAAGUCAGAUGUAAGUAGUGGUAAUGAUAAGAAAGGAUAGUUUCUAGUGCUAAGAGGAACCAGAUUUUUCGUUAGCCACAGAGCGAACGAAGGCUUACACACAGUUUCUAGCAGUGCUGAUAGCUUCGAAAGUGACUCUUUGUGAUCUUGCAUACAGGCAUGAGGCGUCGAGAACACAGUCGCCGUGCUCUCUCGAGAGAUAGCAUGGUGACAAACUCGG
Pseudovirgaria hyperparasitica is the source of this 1357-nucleotide messenger RNA. Its product is annotated as extracellular metalloprotease. Lineage: Eukaryota; Fungi; Ascomycota; Dothideomycetes; Acrospermales; Acrospermaceae. Gene Ontology annotation, molecular function: metallopeptidase activity. The record is from RefSeq and is a predicted model, not a curated record. The coding region runs from base 1 to 864 and encodes 287 amino acids. The transcript has 3 exons.